AUGCUCAAGGCCCAGGCUCGCUCAUUCUCGACGGCUCGAGCUCUCCUAGCUCGAGCUGUCCCUGCGCAAAAGGGCAGGAUACAUCCGCUCCUAGCAGCCAAGCAAUUCGUGUCAGACAACAUCUCCGACAAAUUGGCAAGGAAAUUGAGAAGAAAAGAAACGAAAAUGAAGAAGAAAAUCACUCGAGACGUCAAUAUAUUGAAGCAGUAUGAUAUCAAGAAUGUGCCUUUCAAAGUCGAUCCUGUGCUUGGGGAUCCUAGAAACGAGUUUUUCCAGCGGAUAAUGGCCAAAGUCGAGAAUCAGGAAGCCAACUUGGCCUACGGAACAGAUCGGUUGGAAAUGGAAAAGUUGUUGUAUGCCGCAGAAAAGCUUUCCCUUGAGAAAAACUUGCACAACGAUGAACUCCGAGAAGCUGCAAAGGACAUCGAGGAGAACAAGAAAAGAGCCAUCUUGACGAUCCUAAACUUGAGAAACACCAAUACUCCAGAUAAAAAAAAGUUGGCUGUUCAGUAUGCAAAACAAGAGCUCCAAAGAGAGCCCGGUGACACCGGCUCACCCGAGGCACAAGCUGCCGUGAUGACAAUCAAGAUACACUUUGGCAUGGCCCACGUAAAGGCAAACAAAAAGGACCACACGGCGAGACAACUCGUUAGAGAACUAGUCCAGAAAAGACAGCGUAUUUUAAAGUACUUGAAAAAGCAAAACCCGGAAAGGUACUACUAUGCUUUGGCCAAGUUGGGUUUAACAGACGAUGUCAUAGUUCGAGAGUUCUCCAUGAGCAUGCAAUACUUGCAAGAUUACAAAGUUUGGGGCGACAAAGUCUUGGUUAAAGAAACCGCUACCAUGAAGAGGAAGGAGUUAAAGAUCAAGAGUCUUCGGGAUAAAGUGCAUGAAUACCACGAAUUGGCUAGAAGAAACCAUGAAAUGUUGAAAGCAGGAGCAGCAUCCGCCAAAAAGAGCGCAAAUAAAAAAUGA
This is a messenger RNA of Lodderomyces beijingensis, 975 nucleotides long. NCBI's taxonomy places the organism in Eukaryota, Fungi, Ascomycota, Pichiomycetes, Serinales, Debaryomycetaceae. The record is from the annotation of a GenBank genome assembly.